Dermatophagoides farinae (American house dust mite) is the source of this 10354-nucleotide messenger RNA. NCBI's taxonomy places the organism in Eukaryota, Metazoa, Arthropoda, Arachnida, Sarcoptiformes, Pyroglyphidae. The record is from RefSeq and is a predicted model, not a curated record.
GAAAAAGAAAAUGUGUGAAAAUACAACAUUCUUACAGGUGGGCGAUAUGAUAUCGCUUUAUGCCGAAGGAAAUGUUUGCGGUUUUCUUUCAACACUCGGUUUGGUUGAUGAUCGUUGCGUUAUACAACCAGAAUCGGGUAAUCCACAAUCGCCGCCAAAAAAAUUUCGUGAUUGUCUUUUCAAAAUAAGUCCAAUGAAUCGUUAUUCUGCGCAGAAACAAUUCUUGAAAGCAGCUAAACAAUCGGCAACUAGUGCUAGUGAUGCUGUUUUAUUGAAAAAAUUACAUCAUGCUGCCGAAUUGGAAAAGAAACAAAAUGAAACUGAAAAUCGUAAAUUAAUGGGCACCAUCAUACAAUAUGGUGCUGUCAUACAAUUAUUACAUCUAAAAUCGAAUAAAUUUCUUACCGUCAAUAAACGUUUACCAGCAUUGUUGGAAAAAAAUUCAAUGCGCGUAUAUCUUGAUUCUAAUGGCAAUGAAGGUUCAUGGUUUUAUAUUGUACCAUUCUAUAAAUUACGUUCAACCGGUGAUAAUGUUGUUGUUGGCGAUAAAGUUGUAUUGACACCGGUGAAUGCUGGCCAACCAUUGCAUGCAAGUAAUUAUGAUUUACCGGAUAAUCCUGGCUGUAAAGAAGUGAAUGCCAUUAAUUGUGAUACAUGUUGGAAAAUAUCAUUGUUUCUUGAUUGUAAAGAAAAUAUUGACGAUGUAUUGAAAGCAAGUGAUGUUGUACGAUUAUUUCAUGCUGAACAGGAAAAAUUUCUUACAAUGGAUGAUUAUAAAAAUCAACAAUACGUUUUUCUACGUUCAACUGGCCGUAUGACAGCAACGGCGGCAACAAGUUCAAAAGCAUUAUGGGAAGUUGAAGUUGUACAACAGGAUCCAUGUCGUGGUGGUGCUGGACAUUGGAAUUCAUUGUUUCGUUUUAAACAUUUGGCCACUGGUCAAUAUUUGGCCGCCGAAAUCGAUGAUGAUGAUACAUAUGAUUCAAUGCGUUCCAAAUUACAGGGCAAUGGGCCAGUUUAUCAACUAGUCUCUGUACCAGCUAAUUAUGAUAUAGCCAGUAUAUUUGAAUUAGAUGCAACAACAUUAACACGUACAGAUGAUUUGGUUCCACAAAAUUCGUAUGUACGUAUGCGUCAUGUUUGUACGAAUACAUGGAUACAUUCAACAACUAUACCGAUUGAUCGUGAUGAAGAACGACCAGUAAUGUCAAAAGUUGGUUGUGCACAAAUACGUGAAGAUAAAGAAGCGUUUGCCAUUGUACCGGUUUCACCAACAGAAGUUCGUGAUUUGGAUUUCGUAAAUGAUGCUUGUUUCGUCCUAACACAGAUUUCAAAGAAAAUGGAAGCCAAAACUAUAGCACAAAAUGAUAGAAAAUUAUUAAUACAAUUAUUACAAGAUAUCAUUUAUUUUAUUGCCAAUCUUGAAAAUGAACCAAAUCGUGCCGGACCAUUUGAAUUGACACCAACAUAUACGAAUAGAGAACGGCAAAAAUUAUUACGUGAACAAAAUAUUCUGAAACAAUUAUUCAAAAUUCUUCAAGCACCAUUUAUUGACAGUGCAGACACAACGGGUACAUUACUGAAAAUGGAUGAACUAAAUGAUUCACGUAAUGCAUCAUAUAAACAGAUUUUUCGCCUCUGUUAUCGUGUAUUACGUUUAUCGCAACAUGAUUAUCGUAAAAAUCAAGAAUAUAUCGCUAAAUGGUUUGGUUUUAUGCAAAAACAAAUCGGUUAUGAUGUUCUAGCCGAAGAUACGAUAACAGCAUUAUUGCAUUCAAAUCGUAAACUGUUGGAACAACAUAUUACUGCAAAUGAAAUUGAAACAUUCAUAUCGUUGGUGCGAAAAAAUCGUGAAUCUCGUUUAGACUAUCUAUCUGAUCUGUGUAUAUCGAAAAAAGUUGCCAUCCCCAUAACACAAGAAUUGAUUUGUAAAACGGUAUUAGCUGCAAAAAAUUCUGACAUACUAAUACAAACACGGCUGGUAAAAACAUCGGUUGAAGUAGAAUUAGAAAUGGAAAAUAAUUGUGGUGAAAUUGUGCCAAUAAUAACGACAGAAGAAGAAGAAGAAGUCAUACUGAUAUGGGAUAAUGGUAAACAAACCAGAUCGAUACGUGAAUUAUCAUAUAGCGCACGUGAUGGUAAUCAAGAUGAUCGUAAUCUAUUAGAAUAUUAUCGCCAUCAACUUGAUCUUUUUAGUAAUAUGUGUUUGGAUAGACAAUAUUUAGCCAUCGAUAAUCUGUCACCACAUUUAGAUGUGGAAUUAAUACAAAAAUGUAUGUCAGAUGAAGCAUUACCAUAUGAUUUACGUGCAUCAUUUUGUCGUCUAAUGUUACAUAUGCAUGUUGAUCGUGAUCCACAGGAACAAAUAACACCAGUAAAAUAUGCAAGAUUAUGGUCAGAGAUACCGAAAAAUCUUUCCAUACAAGAUUAUGACCGUAAUAAACGUGAAUCAGAUGUAGCGAUGAAAGAAACAGUGAAACGUAAAUUAAGUUCAACAAUGAGUUUUGUUGAAGAUUAUCUUUGCAAUGUUGUUAGUCAUGAAUGGUCAUUUAUGGAUCGUGAACAGAAUAAAUUAACAUAUGAAGUGGUGAAAUUGGCACGAAAAUUAAUCUAUUUUGGUUUCUAUAAUUUUAGUGAUUUAUUACGAUUAACCAAGACAUUAUUGAAUAUUUUGGAUUGUACAUCUGAUGGUGGUGGUGGUGGUGGUGGUGUUACAGGUGGCGCUGUUUCUGCUACUACAAAUACUAGUACAACUACUACUAGUGUCACUACUGCUACUAAUGGUACAAAUGAUGAUUUGAAUAUGAAAAUCACCAAUAAUAAUAAUAGAUUGAAAAUAGCCAAUGGAUCUUCUAAUAAUAAUCAUUCAAAUUCGAAUGAUUUACGUCCAAAAGAAUCCAAAAGUGGCUUCAUACGAAGAACAUUGAAAAAACGUAUUUCAUCAUUAAUACAACAAAAUCAAUAUGGUGAUGGUACAUUAACUAUCACCGAUGAACAAAUGAUUAAACAAUUGAAUUCAAUGUUAGAAAGUGAAGAUGAUGUAGUGAAUGUGGCGGAAAUUUUAGAAUCUAAUAAUAAUCAACAAUCAUCACCUGUUGAUUGUUCGAUAUCAUCGAGGAAAUCAUCAUUAAUUAGUAGUUUAUCUAAUGAUUCAGCUACAAUGAACAAUAAUAAUAAUGUUACGCAAUUAAAAUCGACAAAAACAGCAACAACAACAACAACAAGAACAACAGCGGCGGCGGGAAAUUUAUCAUCAUCGGCAACAACAAAUGUAACAACGGCAAAUAAUAAUCGAAAUAGAUUAUUAAUGAUGGAUACAUUAGUUAUGGAUACAAAAUUGAAAAUUAUUGAAAUUUUACAAUUCAUUUUAAAUGUUCGUAUGGAUUAUCGUAUUACAGGUUUAUUAUCCAUAUUUAAAAAUGAAAUCGAUAUGAGCCAUCAUAAGAUUACUACAGCAUUAUUGAAUAAUAAUGGUAGUGGUACAACGUCGACAACAACAGCGACAAUCAACAAUGGUGGUGGUGGUGGUGGUGGCAAUUGCACUAUUAAUCGUGAUAAUCAUCAUUGGGAAAAUAUUCAUCAGAAUCAAUCAUCGACAAAUGGAAAUAAAAUCGAUAAUGAUCAUAAUGGACAAUCAAAUAACGUAUCAAUUGGUGAUCGUGGAUUAGAUCUGGAUCGUAUCGCACAACAAGCUGAACAGAUAUUUGGUGAUGAAAUCGACCUGGACGGUAUGGGUGGUUGUACAUUUUUACGUGUUCUUGUCCAUCUUACAAUGCAUGAAUAUCAACCAUUGGUUAGCGAAGCAUUGCAUUUAUUGUUUCGUCAUUUUUCUCAACGACAAGAAGUAUUGCAAUCAUUUCGCCAAGUACAACUGUUGGUGUCAACGAAUGAUGUUGAAAAUUAUAAACAAAUCAAAUCUGAUCUGGAUCAAUUUCGAUUGAUUGUUGAAAAAUCUGAAUUAUGGGUAUAUAAAUCGACAAAAAAUCUGGAUGAACAUGACUUACGAUUGCCAAGCUAUUCAAUGAAUGAUGAUGAUUAUCAUCACCAUCAUCAUCAUCAUCAUCAAUCAUCAUCAUCAUCAUCACAACAACAACAAAAUCAUAAUAAAAAGCAAUCAACACCGUCAAUGUUAUCGAAUCAUCAUUUACAAGCACCACAACAACAAAUAUCGACAAUAUCAAUAUCAUUACCGGCAUCACCAUCAAUGUAUAAUAAGAAUCAUUAUAAUGAUUCUUUGUUAUUACAUCGUAAUGAAUCACAAUUUGUUUCAUCAUUAUCGGCAUUAUUGAAUCAACAACAAGAAAUUCAACAACAAAAUGAAUGUGGCCAGCAUUCAUUUAUAAAUUAUGAGACGAUAAAAAAAAUUCUACAACGUUUAACUAGGCUUUGUGUACAGGAAUCUAGCGGCCUAAGUCAAGAACGUAAAGCACGAAAACAUGAACAACGACUGUUGCGUAAUAUGAGUGCACAUAUUGUCGUGUUGGAAUUAUUACGUAUUCCAUAUGAUAAAAAAGAUAUUCGUAUGGACGAGGUGAUGAAAAUGGCGCAUGAAUUUCUACAACAUUUUUGCCUUUCAAAUCAUCAGAAUCAAUCGAUUCUUGAGAAACAUUUGGAUCUUUUUAUGACACCUGGGAUUCUUGAAGCAAAAACAAUGUGUGCAAUUUACAAGGAUAAUAUUGCCCUUUGUAAUGAAAUUAGUGAACGUGUUGUGCAACAUUUUGUACAUUGUAUCGAAACAAAUGGACGUCAUGUACAAUAUUUAAAAUUUCUACGAACAAUUGUCAAAGCCGAAGGACAAGUUGUGCGAAAAUGUCAAAAUUUUGUCAUGCAAGAAUUAAUAAAUGCCGGUGAUGAUGUAUUGGUAUUCUAUAAUGAUCGUUCUAGUUUUCAAUCAUUAGUUGAAAUGAUGCGUUCUGAACGCCAUCAAUUGGAUGAAGUUGGUCCAUUACAUUAUCAUAUAAAUUUGGUGAAAUUAUUGGCAAGCUGUACUGAAGGUAAAAAUGCAUUCACCGAAGUUAAAUGUCAUUCAUUAUUAUCAUUGGAUGAUAUAUUGGAUGUUGUACAGCACGAAGAUUGUAUACCACAAGUGAAAGAAGCAUAUAUUGAUUUUUUAGCACAUUGUUUUAUUGACACCGAAAUGGAAAUGAAAGAAAUUUAUACAUCAAAUCAUAUAUGGACAUUGUUGGAAAAUUUUCUCAUCGAUAUUGGCACCGUUUGUAAUUCAACACAUGAUCGUAAUCAUGCUGAUUAUGCGCUCAAUAAUUAUGUUACAAAUUCAAUUAUUAAUUUGAUUACAAUAUUUUUCAAUUCACCAUUCAGUGAUCAAAGUUCAAUUGUACAGACACAUCAGCCAGUUUUUGUCAAAACAUUGCAAAGUAUAUUUCGUUUAAGCACCUGUACAUGGCUUACAUUACCACAACGUAUAAAUGUUGAAAAUUGUCUACGUACAUUGGUGGAUAUAUCGAAAAAUCGUGGUAUAGCCAUACCGAAUGAAUUGGAAACACAGGUGUUGAAUAUGUUUCAGAAACAAAUGUCCAUAACGAAAAAUUCCCGUGUAUGGUUAUCGGCUGCACGUUCAGUCGGUAUGACCAGUAGUGGUGGUGGUAAUACACGUUAUAUGUUUGGUUAUGAUUUAGCAAAACUGUAUCCACAAUCAAUUACUGCUGCUACUUCGUCAUCAUCAUCAACAACAAAUCAUGCACGUAUAAAAAAUUCUACAUCAUCAUCAUCAACAGCAACAACAGCAGCAGCAACACGUACAAAUAAUGAUCGAUCAAUUAUUGAUGCAUUUCAAGAUAUUGUAACAUUAUUAGAAGAUCAAUUACGGCCAUUAGUUAUGGCUGAAUUAUCUGUACUGGUCGAUGUAUUCUAUAAACCGGAAACAUUAUUUCCAUACAAUUCGAAUGCCAAAAAAAUCUGUGAUAAUGGUGGUUUUAUUUGUAAACUAAUUAAACAUACGGAAAAAUUAGAAUUAAUGGAAGAAAAAGAUGAAAAACUUUGCAUAAAAGUAUUGCAAACAUUAAAAGAAAUGAUGCAUGUGGAUCCAAAUUUUGAUGAACGUGGUGAAGAAUUACGUAAAACAUUGUUGGAUCGUUAUCUUGUAAAACCACGACAACAACAAAAUGAAUUAUUAAUAAAUCAUUCUAUAAAUGUUGCAAAUAAUAAUCAACUACAACAACAACGACAACGAAAUCAAACCAAAUUGAUUCAAUCAAAUGGUGAUACGGUCUCAGCGUCAUCAUCAUCAGCAUCAUCAUCAUCAUCAACGACGAUGACAACAAUUUCAUCGACACCAAAAAAUCGUAAUCGUUGUAGAUUAAAAACGUUAAAACAUAAAUUUACAUUUGAUGAUAAUAAUAACAAUAAUAAUGAUGAAUCAAGCUGUAACAAUGCAAAAGAAAUUAGUACCAUUUACCAUGAUGAUAAUAAUGGAUGUGAAAUUGAUCGUAAUAAUAAUAAUCGUGGCUGUGAAAAUUCUGGAUCAACAGCAACAAAAACAACAACGACAUCAUCGUUAUUUUCAUCAUUAUUUGCAGCAAUGUUUCCAUGUGAAACAGAAGAAUCAAAUGGCUCAAAUUACGAUACAUUGAAUGAAAAAUCUGCACAUCUUUAUGAUACUGUGGAUAGUGUACAGAAUCGUUUAAUGGCAACGAAAAAUCCACGCCGUAAUAAAAUGAUGAAUCGUCCACAGACAAUAUUUGACCGUAAACAUUAUUCAUCAUCAAAUUCCAGUCAACCAGCAUAUGGAUCAUAUGGUCCUGGUUCAAUAAUGUUAACACGUGCUGAAAUGACAUUACAUGAAGUACAAUCACAUCUAGAUCGUGAAGGUGCCAGUAAUCUGGUUGUUGAAUUAAUCAUGUCAAAUCCAAGUUAUUCAAUAUUUGUUGAAUCCGUUGAGUUGGGCAUUGCAUUAUUGGAAGGUGGUAAUCCAGUCAUACAGAAAUCCAUUUAUCAGAAAUUAACACAACAAAAUAAUUCAGAAAAAUUUUUCAAAGUUUUCUAUGACAAAAUGAAAUUUGCACAACAAGAAAUUAAAUCCACUAUAAGUGUUAAUUCAAGUGAAUUUUAUAAAAAUUCCGGCCUAAACGAUGAUAAUAUUUCUACGCCAAUGUUGAUUGGUCAAAUUGAAGAAUGUGCUUCUGGUUUUGAUCAAAUCGUACCACCGGUUGCAUUCACACGUAAACGUUCAUCAGCAUCGGCAAAUAAUAAUAAAUUUUUUCAACAAAAUCCCACAAAUAAAGUGAUAAAAUUACCAUCCGAAAUUGCCGUGAUGAGACAAAUUUUACGUUUUCUACAAUUGUUAUGUGAAAAUCAUAAUCUUCAAUUGCAGAAUUUCCUCAGAAAUCAACAUCAAAAAUCAAAUUUCAAUUUAGUUUCAGAAACAUUAAUAUUUUUAGAUCGUAUUUGUGGUUCAACAACCGGUGGUCUUGGAUUGCUUGGACUAUAUAUAAAUGAAUCGAAUGUGGCACUUGUUAAUCAAACAUUGGAAACAUUAACCGAAUAUUGUCAAGGUCCUUGUCAUGAGAAUCAAAAUUGUAUUGCAAUGCAUGAAUCGAAUGGAAUCGAUAUCAUCAUUGCAUUGUUAUUGAAUGACAUAAAUCCAUUGGGCAAAAAACGUGUUGAUCUUGUAUUGGAAUUGAAAAAUAAUGCAUCCAAAUUGUUGCUUGCUAUCAUGGAAAGUCGUGCUGAUUCAGAAAAUGCUGAACGUAUACUAUAUAAUAUGAGUCCAAAACAAUUGUUGGAAGUUGCAUGUAAUGCAUUUCAUAAAAAGGUUGUACUGCCAUCAUUAUCAUAUCAAACAUCAUUAACAUUGCAAGAACAAUUGGAUCAAGAUUCACCAACAAUCAAUCCAGAUAUUGGUGAUUUACUUGGAUCAACAUCAAUAAUGGCUACGUCCACUACGAAUGGUAUUGAUUCACCAAGAAGACGUCCAAGUAUUGCAUCAAUGUCAAUGUUACCACCGUCAAUAAAUCCAAUAAAUCUAGUUGAUCCAAAAGAAGUUGGUCACAAUAUCUAUAUACUCUGUCAUCAGCUGGCACAACAUAACAAAGAAUUGGCUGAUAUUCUUAAAAAUUCAUUACGCGGUUCUGAUCAACUGUUGAUGAUGAAUCAUGAAAUGAGAGAUGCAUUGAAUUAUUAUCAAUCACAUACAGCACAGAUUGAGAUUGUACGUAUUGAUCGUACAAUGGAACAGAUUGUAUUUCCAGUGCCACAGAUUUGUGAAUUUUUGACGGAUGAAUCAAAAAUGAAAAUCUAUUAUACAUCUGAACGUGAUGAACAGGGUAGUAAAGUUUUUGAUUUUUUCGAACGUGCUGAAGAUUUAUUCAAUGAAAUGAAAUGGCAAAAACGUCUUCGAGAACAACCAUUUCUAUAUUGGGUAUCACGUAAUAUGACAUUAUGGAAUUCAUUUUCAUUCAAUUUGGCCGUUGUCAUAAAUCUAAUAGUUGCAUUAAUGUAUCCAUUUCCAACGAAAACUGAAAUCGAUCCACGAUUAUCGGCAAUAUUAUGGGCAAUAUUAUUGAUAUCAAUAGCAUCGGUAUUUUCAUUUCCAGGAAAAUAUUGUUUCUACAUGAUGAUCUCAUCGACAAUAUUACGAUUAAUAUAUUCGAUUGGCAUACAACCAACAUUAUGGCUAUUAGGAUUGAUUAAUGUAUUUAUAAAAGCAAUUCAUCUGAUUAGUAUAAUGGGAAACAAUGGAACAUUUAAUAAAAAAUGGGACAAAAUCUUGAUUGAUAAAGAAUUUGUCUAUCAUAUUGUCUAUCUUUGUUUUUGCAUCAUUGGUCUUAGUGGUCAUUCAUUAUUUUAUUCAGUUUUGUUAUUAAACGUUGUAUAUCAAGAGGAAACAUUACGUAAUGUAAUACGAUCCGUAACACGUAAUGGCCGAUCAAUCAUUUUGACUGCAUUAUUAGCAUUGAUACUUGUCUAUCUAUUCUCCAUUAUUGGUUAUCUAUUUUUUCGUGAUGAUUUUCUACUUGAAGUCGAUGUGGUCACAUCAUCAUCAUCAUCAUCAUUGCCAUCAUCAAUCAUGGAAUCGAGAAAUAAUUUGAAUAAAAUUCUUGAAACAACAAAUGAAAAACAUUUAUUCGUACGAGAAAAUCUAUCCGAUUCAAAUUAUAAUCAUCGAAUGAUGAUGAAAUUGAAUAAUAAUCAACAAUUCAAUGGUGUACUAUACAAUAUUUAUCGAAUGAAUAAUCAAUCAUUUCUGUUUAAUCACUAUCGACAACAACAACAACAAUGGAAAUGGGAAUAUUGUUCAAAUCAAAUUGAAUGCAAAAUUCAAGAUGAUUCAAUUAAUCUAAUGUUGAAUGAUAGCCUAGAAACGGCUUCCAAUAUUCCAAUGGAAAUGAUAAAUUCAAAUCAUCAUCAUGAGAUUGGCGAUGGUGGUGGUGGCGGUGGUGGUGAUGAUGAUGAUGAUGAUGAAACAAUCAAAGAACGUGCUUGUGAUUCACUGUUAAUGUGUAUCAUUACAACGGUCAAUCAUGGUCUCCGUAAUGGUGGUGGUAUUGGCGAUGUUUUACGUUCACCAAGCUCAAAUGAAUCAUUGUUUGUUGCACGUGUUGUCUAUGAUUUACUAUUCUUUUUUAUAGUCAUCAUUAUUAUUUUGAAUCUGAUUUUUGGUGUCAUUAUCGAUACGUUUGCUGAUCUUCGUUCGGAAAAACAACAAAAAGAAGAAAUUUUACGUAAUACUUGUUUUAUUUGCGGCCUAGAACGUUCAGCAUUCGAUAAUAAAAGCGUUUCGUUUGAAGAACAUAUCUAUUGUGAACAUAAUAUGUGGCAUUAUCUUUAUUUUAUUGUUCUUGUACGUGUAAAAGAUCCAACAGAAUUUACUGGCCCUGAAAGUUAUGUUGCAUUGAUGAUCAAAGAACGUAAUCUAGAUUGGUUUCCACGUAUGCGUGCAAUGUCAUUAGCAGCUGAUGAUGGUGAUAAUGAACAGAAUGAAUUGCGUACAUUACAAUCACAAUUAGAAUUGACACAUAAACAAAUGUCAUUACUUAGUCGUCAAUUGAAUGAAUUAAAAGAACAGAUGAUGGAACAACGUAAACAACAACAUCGUAAAGGUUUAUUUGGUACAAGUUUAACAAUGCCUUCGGUUACAACAACAACACCGAUUACAACAACAACUAUGUCGACAACAACAACAACGAUGAUAGGCCAUCAUCAUCAUCAUCAUCAUAGUCAUGGUCAUGGUUUUGGUCUUGGUGGUAGUGGUGAUAAUUCAUCAUCGAUUAUACCAAAUAUCAUUGCUGCUGCUGCUGCAGCUGCUGCUUCUGCUUCUGGCAAUAGCUCCAAUGGAACAACAACACCAUACAAUAUUAGUAUGGAUAAAUAAAUAGAAAAAAAAUUUUUUAAUUGA